Messenger RNA from Cannabis sativa, 978 nucleotides. RefSeq names its product ethylene-responsive transcription factor ERF024. Lineage: Eukaryota; Viridiplantae; Streptophyta; Magnoliopsida; Rosales; Cannabaceae. The record is from RefSeq and is a predicted model, not a curated record. Gene Ontology annotation, biological process: regulation of DNA-templated transcription. The coding region runs from base 346 to 978 and encodes 210 amino acids. The transcript has a single exon. Gene Ontology annotation, molecular function: DNA binding; DNA-binding transcription factor activity.
UUAUAAUUAUUUUUUAAGGGUUAAUUAAUUAAAAACGCAGUAUUACAACCCAGAUGUCCAACACAAGAGCUGGCCUACACCCAGACGCUCUACAACAGCGCAGUUAUUCAUACUAAUCAGCCGCAAAACACACCCUCGAUCGAGUUCAUCACCAGCUGGUUUGCACUCUUGAUCUUAUUACGAUCUCAUCAUCUCCUUCCAAAACAGAUUAGCCCUUUUUCUUCUUCUUCUUCUCUAAAUCUCAAUCCCCAUAAAUGGCUUCCCCCGAUCAUCACCAGCUGCAAUCUUAUCAUCACCACCUCCACCAUCAUCAUCGACAACAAACCCUAACCCUAAUUACUCAACAUGCAUUACUCCAAGCCACAGAGCAGUGGUUCAAGUAGUAGUAAUAUUAAUACUAAUGAAACCCGUGGCCGUAGCUACCGCGGUGUUAGGCGGCGGAGCAGUGGCAAGUGGGUUUCGGAGAUUAGAGAGCCUAGAAAACCUAAUAGGAUUUGGCUAGGCACAUUCUCUACACCCGAAAUGGCUGCGGUUGCUUAUGAUGUUGCGGCUUUGGCUCUAAAGGGUCAAGAUGCAGAGCUCAACUUCCCUAAUUCAGCCCCUUCUUUGCCUGUUCCGGCCACCACUUCCCCUCGUGAUAUUCAGGCGGCUGCAGCCUCAGCUGCCGCUGCAAUUGGGGCUGCAGCCGCUGCCAUGGGGGCGGGUGCGGCCGCCGCCAAAGAUGGUGGUAAUAAUAAUAAUUCUGGAGGGAAUAUUCAUCGACAGGAUUUAGUAGUAGAUCAUGAGGAAAGAGGAGUUUAUAAUCAUCAUGAAUAUGUUGAUGAAGAUCUUAUCUUUAAUAUGCCUAAUGUUCUAGUUAAUAUGGCUGAAGGAAUGCUUCUUAGUCCUCCUCGUUUGGACAUUGCAGGUGAUGAUGAUGAUGAUCGUAACUACUACGUUGGUAAUGCUGGGGAUCAAAAUCUUUGGAAAUUUCAUUAA